Molecule: messenger RNA, 1269 nt
Organism: Diachasma alloeum
Lineage: Eukaryota; Metazoa; Arthropoda; Insecta; Hymenoptera; Braconidae
Exons: 1
Coding region: 1-1269 (422 amino acids)
Cellular component (GO): nucleus
Molecular function (GO): DNA binding
Source: RefSeq, a predicted model, not a curated record
AUGGCUGGUCGGGCGUGGUUCAAUGGCUUCAUGAAAAGAAAUUCUGAGCUAUCGUUGAGAAUACCUGAGGGGGUUUCAUCAGCUCGUGCAAUGGCAUUGAACAAGGUAGUUGUGCAGUCUUUCUACGAUCUUCUAUUGGAGCAGUAUGAGAAAUAUCAUUUUGCUCAUGAUCGUAUUUACAACAUGGAUGAAACAGGCGUCACCGGUAUUCCAAAGACCUUAUCCCAGGUUGUGGCACUGAAAGGCAAGAGACAAGUUGGUAAAAAAACUUCAGGUGAGCGAAGUAAAACUGUUUCUGCGAUCUUGUGCGUUUCUGCAUCUGGCAAUGCCCUACCACCCCGAUUUAUCUUCCCUCGUGCAAGAAUGGAUCCUAAAUUGAUGAAUGGAGCACUUCCAGGAGCUCGGGGAAUGGCGACUGAUUCAGGCUGGAGCACAAUAGAAGCAUUUUUUGAGUGGUUCAAAUGGUUUGUUGAUACUGUAGAACCAACUCAAGAAAAGCCAGUAUUGUUGCUUCUGGACGGUCACUACAGCCACGUGAAGAAUUUAGAGGUCAUAGAAUACGUACGAGCUCAUAACACGGUCAUUUUGUGCUUUCCUCCUCACUGUACCCAUCGACUGCAGCCCCUGGAUGUCAGCGUCAUGAAACCUGUUUCAAUUUAUUAUGCCGAUGAAAUAAGCGAGAGAGAAAGGAAGGAUCCUGGACGAAAUACAGUGCUAGGUGAUAUUCCUUUUCUGUUUGGACGUGCCGACGUGAAAGCCGCAAGAUCUUCUGUUAUCGUCAAUGGAUUUAAAGCGACGGGUAUUUACCCCUUCAAUCCACAGCGGUUCAUCGACCCAGAUUUUGCUCCUUCUAAAGUAACGAAUCGCUCAGCACCACAAUCGGAUAGAUCUGGAGAGUCAUCAAUGACUGGGAGUGCCCCUGGAGGAAUAUCUGAGGAAGAGGCUACGACUAAGUCAUCAUCUCACAGUGUAGACACUAGUCCUCCUCAUUACACUUUAAGUGACUCUGAUCCUGACCUGGACGUUCAACAAACUGAAAGAGCAGAGCAUCCCCCUGACCCCCCACUAAAAAGAAGCAACAGACAAGCUCGUACACGUAUCACCCCCGAUAUCGACACAGAGGCUGAUGGAGAAUCUGAAAGCUCCCGGCCAGAACCGAAAAUCAGGACCAGCAAGUAUCGCAAGCUCCAUCUGAGGAAGACAGAAGGAUUCAAGGUGAAUUCACAAGAUAUUAUGCCGAUGCCAGUGGCACAUGAUGAACCCACUUGA